AUGACUAACUCCCAUCCAGCGAAAUCGCACCAGCGCAGUCGGAGCGAAGUCAUCUCCCGCGAUACCUUUGUACAAUACCACGACGCCGACGACGAUCUUACCUGGGCCGAGCCAGUUGACGAUCACGAUCACUUUGUCCCCAAACCUGCUCCCGUGCUCAUCGCAAACCCCCAACCGCAACGCCAACAUGUCAAACGUAGACCGGUCGAAACACCGAUAACGUCGAUUGCUACCGUCACCACCAACACAACCCCCACUCCUCCCUCCUCGAGCGCUCCAAAGGCAGACCACGCCGCCGCCAUCGGUGACUCGCCGAUCAUCCCGCCUCCUCUACGCAUCCGCCGCCCGAAAGACAUCCAUUCCACAAUGGCCCCGCCACCAGCUCGACAGGUUCGAUUGCUGAUCGCAUCCAUCGGCAACCCCCCACCGUACCACACCACCCGACACUCGGCCGGGCACCUCGUCCUCAAGAGCCUGUCCACACACAUGUCCCUGCCACCUUUGUCACGGAGCAAGGUUUUGGGGACGGGCAGUGUCAGUCUGGGUUCCGACCGGGGCGUUCCAGAAUAUACACUAUGGCAGAGCGCAAGCAUGAUGAAUGUUUCGGGGACCGGCACACUCAAGGCAUGGAAACAAUUCAACGGCCUGAAUGCAGGCGCGUCGCCCGACAUCCUCACCGCACUCGUGGUGUUGCACGACGAGCUCGAAUCUUCCAUCGGGACCAUCAAACUCCGUCGAGGCGAAACCAGUGCCAAGGGCCACAACGGGAUCAAAUCGAUACAGUCGUCUUUCAAGUCGGCAGGUCUCUUGCCGUCCAUGGGCGACAGAUUCAUAAAACUCGGCGUCGGCAUCGGGCGACCUCGGUCCCGCGAGAAGGACGACGUGAGUGCUUGGGUACUGGGACAACUGACGAACCUCGAACGAGGCAAGAUCGAGGCCGCCGCCGAGAGUGUGAUUGCGGUCUUGAGGAGUGAGAUUUCGAGGUUGGAAAGGUCGUGA
Molecule: messenger RNA, 999 nt
Organism: Exophiala oligosperma
Lineage: Eukaryota; Fungi; Ascomycota; Eurotiomycetes; Chaetothyriales; Herpotrichiellaceae
Exons: 1
Coding region: 1-999 (332 amino acids)
Molecular function (GO): peptidyl-tRNA hydrolase activity
Source: RefSeq, a predicted model, not a curated record